ACAAAAUUAUUUACACAUACAAAUAUGCAUCAAAUACCACUUAAAAAUUUAAUCUUUAACACUUUUUCAAAAACCCAUUUCAUUUUCAACAAUUUUUAUAAUCAAUCCUAUAAAAAGCAGUCAUUUUUAAUUUCUUCUUAUUUCACAACUUCUAGCCUAUUUGCAGCUGAAACAAAUCCACCUGUUAAAAGAAAGAAUUUUAAAAAAUGGGAUAAAGAGAAGCUAAGAUUGUAUUCAGGGAAGCUCCGAGAUUGUGCCGAAAAUCGGGCUGUAAAUGAGGGAAAAAAGAUUCAUAAACAGAUUGUGGAAAGUGGUAUUGAGUUGGAUUCUCAUUUGUGGGUGUCAUUGAUUAGUUUUUAUGCGAAAUGUGGGUGUUUGAGUAUUGCACGCAAGGUGUUAGAUGAAAUGCCUGAGAGAGAUGUUGUGUCUUGGACGGCGCUUAUUAGUGGGUUUGUUAGUGAAGGGUGUGGUGGUGAAGCAAUUCGGGUUUUUUGUGAAAUGUGUGAAGAAGGGAUAAGGGGGAACGAGUUUACGUUAGCUAGUGUUUUGAAAGGGUGUAGUUUGUGUUUGAAUAUUGAGUUUGGUAAGCAGUUACAUUGUGAGAUUGUGAAACACGGGUUUUUUGAUGAUGGGCAUGUUGGUUCGGGUCUCGUUGAUCUUUAUGCUAAAUGUGGUGAGUUGGAUUAUGCGGAGAAGGUGUGUGUUUCGUUGCCUGAACAAAACGUGGUUUCGUGGAAUUCAUUGAUUAAUGGGUUUUCUCUUGCAGGUGAUGAUGAAAGGGUUUUGAGAUUAUUUUGUAGGAUGAAAGAAGCUGAAGUGAAGUUUAAUAGAUAUACGUUGUGUACUAUUCUUAAAGGGUGUGCCGCUUCUAAGAACAUAAAAGCAGGCCGGAUUGUGCAUGGUAUGGCAAUUGUAAGUGGGUGCGAAGAUGAGGAAUUUGUGAGUUGCAGUCUUGUUGACAUGUAUUCCAAAUGUGGGCUGGCAGGUGAUGCAUUAAACGUGUUUUGGAGGAUAAAAUCGCCUGACGUUGUGAUAUGGAGUGCCAUGAUCUGUUGCCUUGAGCAGCAAGGAAGGGAAAAAAAAGCCGCUGAGCUAUUUUGCAUGAUGGUAUCUUUGGGAUUGAGACCCAACCAGUUUACUCUUACAAGCAUUCUCAGCGCUGCUAAAAGUCUAGGUGACCUACGUUAUUCUCAGUGUCUACAUGCCUGUGUUUACAAAUAUGGUUAUGCAAAUGAAACAGCAGUCAAUAAUGCAUUACUUACAAUGUACAUGAAGAAUGAUUCAUUUGACGAUGGUUGCAAAGUUUUUAAUGCAAUGAGUCACCGGGAUUUAGUUUCAUGGAAUGGUCUUUUAUCAGGAUUCCAUGACAGUGAAAGCUGUGACGGACCGAGAAUCUUUCAGCAGAUUUUAGUAAAUGGUUUCAAACCCAACAUGUAUACAUUUGUUAGUACCAUACGGUCUUGUACUAGCUCCUUAAAUUGUGAGUUUGGGAAGCAAGUGCAUGCCCGAGUUAUUAAAGAGAAUUUUGGUGGUGAUUGUUAUGUGGGAACAGCUCUGAUUGACAUGUAUGUCAAGUCCAAAUGCAUGGAAGAUGCCGAGAAGAUUUUUAGUAAGUUGAAUGAGAUCGAUCUUUUCACUUGGACAGCAAUUAUUUCUGGUUGUGCACAGACUGAUCAAGGGGAGAAAUCCAUUUUCUACUUCAAUCAAAUGCAUAAAGAUGGUGUUAAACCCAAUGAGUUCACUCUUGCUGGCUGUUUAAGAGGUUGCUCUGGGAUUACAAGCCUAGAAAAUGGGAGACAAUUGCAUUCUUUUGUGAUUAAAGAUGGCCAUGUUGAUGAUUCGUAUGUUGCAAGCGCACUUGUAGAUAUGUAUGGGAAGUGUGGGUGCAUUGAUGAUGCUGAGAUGAUCUUUGCAACAAUGGAAUCACAUGAUACCGUAUUGUGGAACACAAUCAUUAAUCAGUACGCACAACAUGGCCAAGGAGAGAAUGCUCUUAAGACUUUUGAGAACAUGUUAGCUAAAGGUGUCUCACCUGAUGGAGUUACUUUUAUCGGCAUACUUUCAGCAUGUAGCCAUUUGGGUUUGAUAGAAAUAGGAAAACAACAUUUUUACUCCAUGACUGAAAUUUAUAGAAUUCCCCUGAGCAUUGAGCAUUAUGCUUGUAUGGUUGAUAUUCUUGGUAGGGCGGGCAAGUUUAAUGAAGUUGAAACUUUAAUAGAUCAAAUGAAGCUAACUCCCAAUAGUUUAAUUUGGGAGACACUCCUUGGAGCUUGUAAAGUUCACGGGAAUGUAGAGCUUGGCCAAAAGGCCGCAGAGAAACUUUUUCAGAUUGAGCCUGAAGUAGAUUCAAACUAUAUUAUGUUAUCCAACAUUUUUGCAGCCAAAGGGAUGUGGGAUGAUGUGGCUCAAGUUAGGGCAUCUAUGUCGAGGCAAGGGAUUAAAAAGGAACCAGGGUGCAGUUGGGUUGACGUUGAUGGUCAAACCCAUGUGUUCUUGUCUCAAGAUACAUCUCACAUAAGGAUACAUGAAAUACAUCAAAAGUUGGAAGAAUUGGAGAAAAAGUUACAUUCUGUAGGUUAUGUUCCAAAUACAGAUUAUGUGCUUCACAAUGUUUCUGACAAAGAAAAACGUGAAAUACUUUCCCAUCAUAGUGAAAGAUUGGCUCUUGCUUUUUCCCUUAUCGACAACAAACCAAAUAAACGGGUUAGAAUAUUUAAAAAUCUUAGAAUAUGUGGAGACUGCCAUGAGUAUAUGAAGCUUGUUUCUAAUAUCACUAAUAAGGAUAUUGUUAUACGUGAUGCUAAGCGAUUCCACCAUUUUCAAGAUGGUGCAUGCUCGUGUAAAGAUUAUUGGUGAACCUGGGGAUUUAAUAAGUUGGAUUGUAGAUAAGGGAACUGUGGGACCUUGUAUAUUACCGGAACCAAGAGCUUAAAUCCUGAGGAACACAACAAAUGUCAAAUGACCAAGGUUUUUGCCUUAAUUAGCUGAUGUGGAUUCGUACGAGGAUGGAUUGUGUUGGACAAAAGCAAAUUGGCAACAUUUGGUCUUAUGAACCGUACGUUGCUGUUAAAAGGUCCCAACACAAGGAGGCAUCCCCACCUCAAUCAUGUGCAAAGUGCAACAACAGUUUGAUUCAUUGUGACUGAUUUGAGGCAAUGGAAAUUUAAAGAUGACCCUGUUCUCUUCUCUUGUAUCUAUAUCUAUAUCUAUAUCUAUACUAUAUUAUAAAGCA
This is a messenger RNA of Erigeron canadensis, 3232 nucleotides long. RefSeq names its product pentatricopeptide repeat-containing protein At3g24000, mitochondrial-like. Gene Ontology annotation, biological process: RNA modification. The record is from RefSeq and is a predicted model, not a curated record. Lineage: Eukaryota; Viridiplantae; Streptophyta; Magnoliopsida; Asterales; Asteraceae. Gene Ontology annotation, molecular function: RNA binding; zinc ion binding; protein binding. The coding region runs from base 25 to 2856 and encodes 943 amino acids. The transcript has 3 exons.